Molecule: messenger RNA, 875 nt
Organism: Solanum stenotomum
Lineage: Eukaryota; Viridiplantae; Streptophyta; Magnoliopsida; Solanales; Solanaceae
Product: probable glutathione S-transferase
Exons: 2
Coding region: 62-742 (226 amino acids)
Biological process (GO): glutathione metabolic process
Cellular component (GO): cytoplasm
Molecular function (GO): glutathione transferase activity
Source: RefSeq, a predicted model, not a curated record
GACAACUACCACUAAAAUAUUCUUUAACAUAGUAAAUUAGCAUUAUAACCAAAGUUGUGAUAUGACACAAGUAAAGUUGUUAGGUUUUUGGUAUAGUCCAUUUAGUCAUAGAGUUGAAUGGGCUUUAAAGAUUAAGGGUGUAAACUAUGAAUAUAUUGAAGAAGAUCGAGAUAACAAAAGUCUUUUACUUCUUCAAUCCAACCCUAUUCACAAGAAAGUCCCAGUGCUAAUUCACAAUGGCAAGACCAUUUGUGAGUCAAUGAUCAUUCUUGAAUACAUCGACGAGACAUUUGAAGGCCCUUCCAUCUUGCCUAAAGACCCUUAUGACCGAGCUUUAGCUCGUUUUUGGGCUAAGUUCCUUGAUAAUAAGGUGGGAGCGGUGGUAAAUACUUUUUUACGCAAAGGAGAGGAGCAAGAGAAAGGUAAAGAGGAAGUUUGUGAGAUGUUGAAAGUUCUUGAUAAUGAGCUCAAGGAUAAUAAAAAGUACUUUGUUGGUGACAAAUUUGGUUAUGCUGAUAUGGCCGCAAAUUUGAUGGGACUUUGGAUGGGAGUUUUCGAAGAAGCAUCUGGAGUUGUAUUAGCAACAAAUGAAGAAUUUCCAAAUUUUUGUGCUUGGAGAGAUGAAUAUAUUAAUUGCAGUCAAGUCAAAAAAUAUCUACCUUCAAGAAUUGAUGAGUUGCUUGUUUUUUAUCAAGAUCGUGUUCGUGCUCAAGCUCCAACUUCUGCUACUCUUCAAAAAUAAAUGAAUACUCAUAUAAGUUUUGAAUUAUGUGUUAGAAUAAAAUUGAGAUUCUAGAACGAACCUUAAUAAGUGUCUCGUUCUAAAAUAAUGACUCUAGAUUUUGUAUUCUCUUAUUAAUAAAAUUACCUGUUAA